Molecule: messenger RNA, 2305 nt
Organism: Myotis myotis
Lineage: Eukaryota; Metazoa; Chordata; Mammalia; Chiroptera; Vespertilionidae
Gene: LMBRD1
Product: LMBR1 domain containing 1
Exons: 16
Coding region: 215-1759 (514 amino acids)
Biological process (GO): protein localization to vacuole
Cellular component (GO): vacuolar membrane
Source: RefSeq, a predicted model, not a curated record
CGCGCCGGCCCUGAGUGGUCCCGGCCGCUCCGCCCCCCCGCCCGACCUGUCGCCAAGGGACGCUGAUGGGCUGGUCUCCUUGGCAACCACUCGCUCCACCCCCUCCGUCCCUUUAACCUUUAGGGUGCGCGGGCGCCGCGUCCCUCGCACUCCCCCCCUUUCCCUUCCCCUCUCCCCAGCACCCGGCUCUCAGCCUUCCGGGCCGGAAGCGAAGAUGGCGGCGGAGACGGCGGGCGCGGCCUCGGCGGAGCUGGUGAUCGGCUGGUGCAUUUUCGGCCUCUUACUGCUGGCUAUUUUGGCAUUCUGUUGGAUAUAUGUUCGUAAAUACCAAAGUCAGCGGGAAAGCGAAGUUGUCUCCACUAUAACAGCAAUUUUUUCUCUGGCAAUUGCACUUAUCACAUCAGCACUUCUGCCAGUGGAUAUAUUUUUGGUUUCCUACAUGAAAAAUCAAAAUGGUACAUUUAAGGACUGGGCUAAUGCUAAUGUCAGCAGACAGAUUGAGGACACUGUAUUAUAUGGUUACUAUACCUUAUAUUCUGUUAUAUUAUUCUGUGUGUUCCUCUGGAUCCCUUUUGUCUACUUCUACUAUGAGGAAAAGGAUGAUGAUGAUACUAGUAAAUGCACACAAAUUAAAACGGCACUUAAGUAUACAUUGGGAUUUGCUGUGAUUUGUGCACUUCUUCUUUUAAUUGGUGCUUUUGUUCCAUUGAAUGUUCCCAAUAACAAAAAUUCUACGGAGUGGGAAAAAGUGAAGUUCUUGUUUGAAGAACUUGGAAGUAGUCAUGGUUUAGCUGCCUUGUCAUUUUCCAUUAGUUCUCUGACCUUGAUUGGAAUGUUGGCAGCUAUAACUUACACAGCCUAUGGCAUGUCGGCAUUACCUUUAAAUCUUAUAAAAGGCACUAGAAGUGCUGCUUAUGAACGUUUAGAAAACACUGAAGACAUUGAAGAAGUGGAACAACACAUUCAAUCAAUUAAAUCAAAAAGCAAAGAUGGUCGACCUUUGCCAGCCAGGGAUAAACGCACCUUAAAACAACUUGAAGAAAGGUUACGAACGCUUAGGAAAAGAGAAAGGCGCUUAGAAUUCAUUGAAAACAGCUGCUGGACAAAAUUUUGUGGCGCUCUGCGGCCCCUGAAGAUCAUUUGGGGAAUAUUUUUCAUCUUAGUUGCAUUGCUGUUUGUAAUUUCUCUCUUCUUGUCAAAUUUGGAUAAAGCUCUUCAUUCAGCUGGAAUCAAUUCUGGUUUCAUAAUUUUUGGAACUAAUCUGAGUAAUCCACUGAAUAUGCUUUUGCCUUUACUACAAAGAGUUUUCCCUCUUGAUUACAUUCUUAUAACAAUUAUUAUUAUGUACUUUAUUUUUACUUCAAUGGCGGGGAUUAGAAAUAUUGGCAUAUGGUUCUUUUGGAUUAGAUUAUAUAAAAUCAGAAGAGGCAGGACCAGGCCCCAGGCACUCUUAUUUCUCUGCAUGAUACUUCUGCUUAUUGUCCUUCACACUAGCUAUAUGAUUUAUAGUCUUGCUCCCCAGUAUGUUAUGUAUGGAAGCCAAAAUUACUUAAUAGAGAGCAAUAUAACUUAUGAUGAUUAUAAAGGCAACUUAACCCUUUCUGUGCCAAAGAGAUGUGAUGCAGAUGCCCCUGAAGGUAAAGCAACUCUUACAACUAUCAGUGCACUGUCACCCGGACAUAUCUGUUCCUUCACAAGUUCUGGUUCUUCAGUGCUGUGUACUAUUUCGGUAACUGGGUCUUCCUUGGGGUAUUCUUAAUUGGAUUAAUUGUAUCCUGUUGUAAAGGGAAGAAAUCAGUGAUUGAAGGAGUUGAUGAAGAUGAUUCAGACAUAAGUGAUGAUGAGCCCUCUGCCUAUUCCAUCUGACAGCCUUCUGUCUUAAAGAUUUUAUAAAGCUGACUGCAAUAUCUCAUGCAUUUUUGAAGUGUUAGGAUAAACUGAAUAUCUUUCAUAAAAAAAAUGGGAGCAUGGCUAUUUAAAAAACUAUAUUUUUUAUGUUUUCUGAAGUAACAUUGUAUCAUAGAUUAACAUUUAAAAUUGCUAUAAUAACACUAUGUAAAUAUAAAACUACCGGCUUUGUGAGGGUAUGUUUGUGGAAUUUUUUUCUCUAGUGUAUAAUAGUGUUAAAUUGAUUAAAAAUCAUCCAGAAUUAAUAUCCUCUUUUGUCACUUUUUAAAAACAUGAUAAAUCACUGUGUCUGUGCCUUUGGAUCUCUAAAGCAAUGUGAAAUUUUAAAGUGUCCAUAUCUGAUUGUCUGAAAAUAGUAUUCAUAAUAUAGCCAAUAAAUAAAUGUUAUUCCCCUAUG